Molecule: messenger RNA, 1095 nt
Organism: Schistosoma guineensis
Lineage: Eukaryota; Metazoa; Platyhelminthes; Trematoda; Strigeidida; Schistosomatidae
Source: the annotation of a GenBank genome assembly
AUGGGUUUAACUAAAAGAAUUGUGUCUCCAGCUGAUUUACGUCAAUGGACUUCUUCUAUCGCUUGUAAUGAGGUUCUUAACCUAAUAAAUAGUGUCAAUAGUAAAUUGGUCUCUCGUCCAAUCCAGGAUAAUUUGAAAUCUUCUAAGGCCAUAAUGUUGGUAUGUGAAAUGCUUGACAAGUUACAGCAAGCAAUUAAAGAUUACCCACCUGAGGAGCAGCCGCAGAGAUUUGGAAAUAAAGCAUUUAGGCGAUGGUUUACAUGGUUACAAGAGAAUGCCAUUGAAAUUGGUUCAACUAUUUUUCAUGAUCAUGGUACCACAGAUUUCACUGAUCCACCAAUGUUAUACACCGAAGCAGUUGACGAAGUUUCCGGUUAUUUAGUUGAAUCAUUUGGAAAUUCAACACGUAUCGAUUACGGGACUGGUCAUGAAUUGGCUUUCUUAGCGUUUUUAACUUGUCUUUUCAAACUGAACAUUCUAAAAACACAAACUGAUUCUGGUGCAUCAACUAUAAAUGAUCUCCUAGCUGUUGGGCUUGUUGUAAUGCCAAAGUAUCUAGUAUUAGUUCGUCUGUUACAAACAACAUAUCGUAUGGAGCCAGCUGGCUCUCAUGGUGUAUGGUGUUUGGAUGAUUUUCAAUUUGUACCUUUCAUUUGGGGCAGUAGUCAAUUGAUUGGCAGUCAGCACAAUCCUACCGUGAUAACAGAUCGUGAUGUUGUUGAAUUGGAGAAAGAUAAAUACCUUUUAUUUUCAUGUAUUUCUUAUAUUCAUCAUUGUAAAACUGGUCCAUUUGAAGAGCAUUCACAUACGUUGUAUGGAAUUAGUGAAGUACCGAAAUGGGAAAAAGUUAAUUCUGGUUUAAUUAAAAUGUAUAAAGGUGAAGUUUUAGAAAAAUUUCCAGUCGUUCAACAUUUCCUAUUCGGUAGUUUAUUAUCAUUUGAUAGAGUACAAAAUAGUAAACCUUUGGGUGGUAGUGGAAUAAAUAUUGGUGGAGGUUUUAGUCAACGAGGAUUUAUUCCUUCAAAUAUUGAUUCAUUUGUAAAACCGAUUUCAUCGACAAUCCAACAAUCAAAUCAACACGAUGAAAAAUCGUAG